Messenger RNA from Cuscuta campestris, 1168 nucleotides. The record is from the annotation of a GenBank genome assembly. Lineage: Eukaryota; Viridiplantae; Streptophyta; Magnoliopsida; Solanales; Convolvulaceae.
GGAUCAGCCCUCAUUACUCAUAUUUAUAUAUAUGCCCUCUAUCAAGUUUCGUAUUUUAUCAUAAAACCCACUCAUAAAUCAUAAUUAGUUUCUUAUUUUAACAUGGGCUUCCUAACAUCAAACACGGCGGCGGCGAUUCAACCACGGCGGAGCGCCACCACUAUGGCGGCCGGCGCGUUCUACUUACCCAAAGAAAGCCCGAAAAGGCCCCUCGGAGAAGACGCCCACUUCAUCUACGCCGGAGGCCAGACCAUCGGUGUGGCUGACGGCGUGGGCGCGUGGUCCUUCCAUGGAGUCGACGCCGGAAAGUAUUCCCGAAUGCUCAUGUCCAAAGCCGAAGCCUCCGCCCGUUCUCAGGCAUGCGGCGGCGGCGCGGUCAAUCCCAUGAAAGCCUUGACGGACGCUUACGCCGGCACGAACGUUCUAGGCUCUUCGACGGCGUGUAUUUUGACGUUAACGGAUGACGGAGUCAUCUCGGCCGUUAACGUGGGAGACAGCGGGUUCGCAAUCGUGCGGGCCGGUUCGGUGGAGUACAAGUCCCCGGUCCAGCAGCGGGAGUUCAACUACCCGUUCCAACUCGGGAGGGGCAUAUGGUCGGACCGGCCGGGUGUGGCGGCCCGGAUCAAGGUGGAAGUUCGGCCGGGUGACGUCAUAGUGAUGGCAACCGACGGGCUAUUCGACAACGUUAAAGACGAAUUGGUGGCGGAGUUGGUCGGCGGCGGCGAAGAUGCGCCGGGAAAAGUGGCGGAGCGGUUAGCGAAGGAGGCGCUCAAGAUCGCAAAGAGUAAGGACGUGGAAACGCCGAUUGCGCUGGAGGCACGGAAAGCGGGGAUAAACUAUUCCGGCGGAAAGUACGAUGACAUCACGGUGAUUGUCGCCUACGUUGAAGCUGCGGCAGAUCAAUCUGGAGCUGUUGCUGUAAAUUUGUGAACAUAGUUUUAAUCUGAAUUAAAUAUGCUUUGAGUUCUCUAAGAAUUUGGUCAAAGUAUCGCAUUGGAGACCGUGAAAAGUCGAAUGAGAAGUUAAUUUUAGGACGGAGGGAGUAGCUCUUAAUGGUUCAGACCUCUUACUGGUUCAGCACUUAAUGGUUCAGACCUCUUACUGGUUCAGCACUUACCGAUUCAGAAGUUGCCAAACAGCCCCUUAGACAUAAAGAUUUUGGGCACUC